AUGUUUUCAUCAAAUAGACCAAAGUUCUCCUUUGAUCUUACCAUAAAUGAAUUAUCCAAUAUACCUCAAGUCAAUGGAUCUUGUUUCAUCCAAUUAUCCAUCAGAGAUGGUAAAAAUCAUAAACUUCUGGAUAAAUUAACUCCUCAUCACCAUCAUCAUCAUAACUCUAAUGUAUCAUCCAAAGAUUCAAAAUCAUCAACUCAUAUGCAACCAAAUGAUUCAACUUCAACAUCGUUAUCAUUGAAUUUAGCUAAAUUAAAAUCAGGAAGUAAUAAUGGCAUUGGAAAUAAUAAUAAUACCAGUAGUUCAUCAAAUCAUAUUUCAACUACCACUUCAAGAAAGAGAAUUCAUAAUUUUAAAUGUACUUUUAAUUAUAAUUUAACUUGUAAUUUGAAAUUCCCCUUAAAGAAGAAUGAAAAUUUAAUUGGUAAUAAAUAUUUACUGUUAAGAGUAUAUUAUGUUACUGAAAAAUCAACUCAUCGUCGUAAAGUAAGUGACAAUAAUCAAUCUAAAAAUAAUCCCACCAAUGGUAAUGAAGAUUCUUCAAAAUCAUCUCAUGAUGAUAAUGAAACCGUGAUUGAUUUAGGUAGAGUUGAUGUUAAUUUAUCUGAAUAUUUGAAUUUCAAUGAACAAAUCACUUCAAAAUAUCUUUUAAAAGAAUCAAAAGUAAAUUCAAUCUUAAGUUUAAGUAUAUCUUUAUCUGAAUUACCAUCAAAUUAUGAUUUCCAUACUCAAUUACAAAUCAAUGAUAAUCAAUCUCAUUCAACUCUUUCAACAGCACCAACCAAUUCAGUAUCAAGAGGUAAUACUGAUUCAUCACUUGGUAAAUCUUCUACUUCAAACCUUACCAAUAGUGAUGGAAAUAAUGGAACUCAUACUUCAAAUUCUGGUUUCAAUGUCCCUCAAUUUGAACGGAAAAAUGUAUUUGGAGGUAUAAACAAUGUUUUCUCUGAUAAUCAUAAUAAUUCAUCACAUAGUAAUUUAUCAUCCGCAUCGGAAGAAGAUUCAUCUCCACCACCAUCAACAUCAGGAAUAUCAAACACAACCGCUACAUCCUCAUCAUCCAACUCACAUGCCUUCUUAGGGAAAUUAAAACGGAAUAAUAGUCAUUCUAAAAAAUCCCAUCCUCUGAAUAAUACAAGUAAUUCAACUACUACAUCAGGUAAGAAUGAUUCUCUUCAACAGAAAUCAAGUGUGAUAAUGGAUCCAUUAAUCAAUGGAUUAUAUUCUAAAAUCUUGGAGAAUACGUGGGAUCCUGAAUUAUAUCAUUUAUUAAGUUAUAGUCCUGAAAAAUGUAUUAAUGAUAUAUUCGAUAAUCCGAAAAAUCCAUUAGGUUAUAAUCCCGAUUUGAUGCCUUUGAAAGAUGGUAAGAGUGGUUCAACUACGGAUGAGAAUGGUGAUGAUGAUGGUGAUGAUGAAGGGUUUAGAGAAAUUAAUGGGUUAAUUAAUGAAAUCAAAUUUAGAGAUGAUUUAAAGAGUUGGAAUAUUAAAGUUUAA
This is a messenger RNA of Scheffersomyces coipomensis, 1497 nucleotides long. RefSeq lists its product as uncharacterized. The coding region runs from base 1 to 1497 and encodes 498 amino acids. NCBI's taxonomy places the organism in Eukaryota, Fungi, Ascomycota, Pichiomycetes, Serinales, Debaryomycetaceae. The record is from RefSeq and is a predicted model, not a curated record. The transcript has a single exon.